Myxocyprinus asiaticus (Chinese sucker) is the source of this 4190-nucleotide messenger RNA. Its product is annotated as gastrula zinc finger protein XlCGF7.1-like. Gene Ontology annotation, molecular function: RNA polymerase II transcription regulatory region sequence-specific DNA binding; DNA-binding transcription factor activity, RNA polymerase II-specific. The record is from RefSeq and is a predicted model, not a curated record. Gene Ontology annotation, cellular component: nucleus. NCBI's taxonomy places the organism in Eukaryota, Metazoa, Chordata, Actinopteri, Cypriniformes, Catostomidae. The transcript has 3 exons. Bases 2828 to 3766 code for a protein of 312 amino acids. Gene Ontology annotation, biological process: regulation of transcription by RNA polymerase II.
AGAUCAUCACCAAUCCUCCACCAAAUUUCACAAUGGGUGCGAGACACUGUGGCUUGAAGGCCUCUCUGGGUCUCCGUCUAACCAUUAGACGACCAAGUGGAGGAUCGGUGAUGAGGAUUGGGGUGCUUCAGCAAGGCUGGAAUCGGGCAGAUUCGUCUUUGUGAAGGACGCAUGAAUCAAGCCAUUUUUCUUCAAAUGUGUUCUGCAGAAGAAAGUAAGUCAUACACACCUGGGAUAUCGUGAGGGUGAGUAAAUAAUGAGAGGAUUUUCAUUUUUGGGUGAACUAUCCCGUUAAUAGAUGUAUAUGUAGCUGAAGUGUUAUACUCAAAUGUAGUUAAUUGAAAGUCAGUAAUUGUAAUCUGGUUACAAGAGUUUAAAUUGUAAUGCGUUACACAAAUAAAAAAGUAAUUCGAUUACAGUACUUUGUAAUCAGAUUACACCCAACCAAAGUGCCGCACACUAAAAACCCUAAUAAUUUCAUCCUACUCAACUGAUUGAGUAAACUCGUUCCCUCAAUUGAAUGGAGUUAUGGCAUCUCCAAAAACUUGAUUUUCAUAAAGAAUGAACUUAACUAUUAAGUUAAGGGAAUUAGAUGCAAGUAGACUUAACACAGAUUUGCUAUUUAAAUUUUGUUAUUUCAACUGAAUAAUUUGAAUUGGCUCAAAUUUAAGUCAUACAAUAACACACUUUAAAUAAUGCAGAUUUUAACUGGUUUUGGUCAAUCAUUAUAUAAAUGUGUUUCUCCACAAGAAGGCAUAAACACCUGUACUUCAUUUGCACAUGCACAAGGACUGAGAGUUAAUUUGACCAAAACUUGACCAAAGUAAACACAGAUCACCUUUAUGGUGACAUCACAUAAAACAGUUAUUUGCUACAACAUAAAUAGCUUAUAACCUCUAUGGAUUCUUAAUAAUAAAUAUUUGCUCCCAUUAGUUCACUUUGACCGUGGAAAUAUAAUCCAAUAUUUCAAGGCUAGGUCAUCUUUUCCAUUUCUCCUAUUAAUCUGCGAUCUCUAUAAAAAAGAUCAAUAUUUCAGAUUCAUAAAUGUAAACUUCCAUGUAUUAAGUGAUAUCAGACCGGUCAUCUGGGUAUUUUGAAUGAUCUUUUCUACCUUUCUUUUCACUUGCGGCCUUCGUGUCUGAAAUAUCGUAAUUACGAGUCCUGAGCAUAUGAAUGACCAAGUGAAGUUGUAUUUACCAAUGGAAAACUCUUUUGUUGAAUUCUUGAUGAUAUCAGAGUUACCGCGUUGCAAUGUUGGAAGGGACGUGUCGACAUGAAGAUGAUGAAAGCGAUGAUAUUGCAAAAGUAUUUAAAUUGUAUUGUUUUAUUUCAAUAUUUUUAAUGACAGAGUUUAUAGACAGCUAAUGUAAGACUAGUGAAUUCUUAAUGGUUUGUUAUAUGCAAAUUAAUUAAUAAUUUGUUACAUACUAUGCAUUAAUAAACCACGCAACGUAAAAGUGAUGCAGGUGUAUUCACUCAUGGUUAUUUACCAGUACAAUAGAAAAACAAGCUUUAGCAGUCUUCCAUUGUGUAUUUACUUUGACUCCAUGUUGUAAUAACAAAUGCCCGACUUGGAAGUUACAGGUGCGUUUUGAGCAAAGAUGAGUGAGCGUUUUCAGUUCAUUUCAAAUCGAGUGCGACGCACUCGAGGUGGAUUGUGGGAUUGACAGCGGUGCAUAGAAAGCGUUGAGGGCGAUCGAGGGCAUCGGAAAAGUUUAAAUUCCUGUACUUUAUGCAAAUGAGGAACAAAGAACACCAGGCGCCAGCCAAUCACUGUGAGCUGAAAGCAGUGACGUCUGUCAUAAGUGUUUAAAAUAUGUCUUUAAUGCUGGAGUUUCUGCUGGAUUCAGUGCUUUAAUCACAUCAUCAUGUUCAUUUCUGACUUCAGACAAUGAUUGCACUCAUCCAUUGUGGCAAUACUUUGACUGGGUAAGCAAAAGUGUAAUAAAUCAACACUGUACAUUGUGGGCAUUCGAAAACUAAGCUGGCAUAUUUCCAACUGUAAUCGCAGAUAUAUAAGGUUAUAUUAUUGCUCGUAUUCUGAAAACAAUGAGAGACAAAACACACUAGCUUUGCAUAUUACAAACACGGCCCAAAGCGGCCUAGCAUGUUGAGUGGCUUUGAGUGAAGUUUUUCCGUGCCAGUGGAAACGUACAGAGAGCUAAUGAAAUAUCUUGAAAUGAAUAAUCAAUAUUUUCUCAUUAAUUUAUUUGUUUGGCAAGUGAUAAACUGAGUAGUCAGAUGGUUAUUUUCACAAAAUAAACACCAAAAGAACUCAGAUGCAAACCGGAGGUGAAUUUCAGAUGUUUCUAGAGACUCCCUAAUUUGUUUCUUCCAUAAUUUCAGCGUAAAUCAACAUUUCAUCAAUUUAAGUUUUUAUUUUGUAGGUAGUCGAGUAUUAUGUUGAAAUAUAUAUAUAUAUAUAUAUAUAUAUAUAUAUACCAAGAAAAAAGGUACUGUUUAAGGUACAAAACCGUCACUGGGGUGUUUUGGGUUCAUAUUUGUACCCUAAAAGCGGAAAGGUACACAAUAGAUACUUAGGGUACAAUUCUAUACCCCCAAAAAAUUUAUAAAUACAUUUUAAGAAUAUAUGAAUAUUAAAAUGCAUUAUUUAGUAUAAAAAAAUUUAAUUCAGUAAACUAUUUAUUUUUCAUAUAGGCAGAUGUGGUUCUUUUGGCCUCCAAACCUUACAGCGAUCACAGUUCACACCUUCAUUGAAGCCACUCCCUCAACAAUUCACCAAUAAAUACUGUGAAUAUUGCCAUCAUCGUACAAGAGAAGAAGUGCUCCAGACCAGCAGGAAGAACUCCAGGUGUAACAACUGAAGAUGGUGAAGAUGGAGUUCGUUAAAGAGGAGAAAGAGGACACGAGCUAUCCAGAGUCAUGCCAAAUAAAACAUGAAGAUACUGAGGAACAAAUAGACAUCAUGAAAGUGAAAGAGGAAAGCCAAGAACCGAAUGAGGUGGUGGAGGAACAUCAGUAUCAGAAGCUGCAUCAUUUCAUAAACAUGAAAGUGAAAGAGGAAAGACAAGAACUGAAUGAAGUGGUGGAGGAACAUCAGUAUCAGAAGCCGCAUCAUUUCAUAAGUGGAGAAAAAUCCUUUUUUAAUUGUGCACAGACUGAAAACAAUUUCUCACAAAACAGAACUGAAACAACAGAGGACAAACACUCUUUCACCUGCUCUCAAUGUAGAAAAAGUUUCGCACGUAAACAAAGUCUUAAGAACCACACAAGAACUCACACUGGAGAAAAGCCGUUUACAUGCCCGGAGUGUGGCAAGAGUUUUAAAUGGGCAAACACUUUCAGAAACCAUGUACGCUCUCACUCUGGUCUAAAGCCUUUUCACUGUGAUCAGUGUGGUGAAAGAUUUCUUUCUGCAUCAGUUCUAAGAAGACACCUGAAUGUUCAUGCUAGACCAUACAUGUGUUCAUGUGGAAAGAGUUUUUCAUCUAAGGGCAUUUUGAAAGGUCAUGAGAAAACGCACACUGGUAUUAAAGAUCAUGUGUGCUGUGAAUGUGGGAAGGGCUUCAUUGCAGCUGGCCACUUGAAAACCCACCAAAGAAUUCAUACUGGAGAGAAACCUUACAAGUGCUCACACUGUGACAAAAGUUUUGCUCAGUCAGUACAAUUGAAAAGACAUGAGAGAGUUCAUACUGGAGAAAAAGUGAACCAGUGCCCUCUAUGUGGAAGGCGCUUCAACCAAUUCAGUGAUCUAGUGGUUCAUAUAAAAAAGCGUUGUCAAUAUAGCGAAGGUCAAAAUGAAUAAUGUAAAUUUAGGUAUACUAAAGAUGUGGAUUGUUCGAUUAGAGAAGUUACUUGGCAUAAAUUACAGGUAGUGGUGUAGUUUGACCUUGUUCACCACAUAAAAUGUAAGAAAAAUUACAGUAUUAUUUAAAACAAAUUAUAGCUACUGCGUUGAUGUGAAAUGCUAUUUUUAGAACUCGAAAUUCAAUUUUAAUAGACCUUUCGCAAACAAGCAUGUAAAACAAAACAAGCUAAAAUUAAUUGAAUAAAGGUUGUUUUUAUGGAACAGUUGUGUGCUGUUCAUUUGGCUGUGUUAAUACCAACAGCAUACAUUUUGCCAAAGGUGUGUGUUUUUGGUGGAAUUUUGAUAUUUCAACCUCAGUUCCUAUAAUACAUCUAUAAUACACUGUGUACACAAAAUAGUUACACUCAGGACCUUAAAGACA